UCUCUUCACCGUCUCUCUUAUGCUCUUGGUCUUUGGCUGGAUGCCCUAUCAUCUUAUAAGACCGAGCUGGACUACCUCGUUCAUUUUCAGCGCAAACUCGAACGCGGUGUUCGUGACAGAUCUGAGCUUUCUCCUCUCCAUUCAUAUGAAGGUGAUUUGACUAGAAAUAAGAAGCUACCUCCAGCACAUUUGCACCGAGCUCUUAGAAGCCUACAGCUAAAUCUUAUGGCAGCACUGCAUAAGUUAGUAUUGCAAUUUGUGUGGUCCGAUUGA
Protopolystoma xenopodis is the source of this 273-nucleotide messenger RNA. NCBI's taxonomy places the organism in Eukaryota, Metazoa, Platyhelminthes, Monogenea, Polystomatidea, Polystomatidae. The record is from the annotation of a GenBank genome assembly.